Knipowitschia caucasica is the source of this 2037-nucleotide messenger RNA. Lineage: Eukaryota; Metazoa; Chordata; Actinopteri; Gobiiformes; Gobiidae. The record is from the annotation of a GenBank genome assembly.
AUGACGGGGCGGGCGCGAACGCACAAAAACAACAACAUCAAAAGAACGGGGCAGAGGAUGUGCAUCCCACCACCGCUGCUAAUCAACUUCAUUUCCGUCGUGAUUAAAGCUCGGGCUCAAAGUCGCAGAACGGCGACGGAUGGAGUCUGCAUCGCAGACGCCAUCGCAAACGCCAUUGCCGACGUUAUCGCAGACGCCAUCGCAGACUCCAUCGCAGACGCCAUCGCAGACGCCAUCGCAGACGCCAUCGCAGACGCUAUCGCAGACGCCAUCGCAGACGCUAUCGCAGACGCCAUCGCAGACGCCAUCGCAGACUCCAUCGCAGACGCCAUCGCAGACUCCAUCGCAGACGCCAUCGCAUACAUUAUCGCAGACGCUAUCGCAGACGCCACCGCAGACGCCAUCGAAGACGCCAUCGCAGACUCCAUCGCAGACUCCAUCGCAGACGCCAUCGCAGACUCCAUCGCAGACUCCAUCGCAGACUCCAUCGCAGACUCCAUCGCAGACGCCAUCGCAGACUCCAUCGCAGACUCCAUCGCAGACGCCAUCGCAGACUCCAUCGCAGACUCCAUCGCAGACUCCAUCGCAGACUCCAUCGCAGACUCCAUCGCAGACUCCAUCGCAGACUCCAUCGCAGACGCCAUCGCAGACUCCAUCGCAGACUCCAUCGCAGACUCCAUCGCAGACUCCAUCGCAGACUCCAUCGCAGACUCCAUCGCAGACGCCAUCGCAGACGCCAUCGCAGACGCCAUCGCAGACGCCAUUGCAGACGCCAUCGCAGACGCCAUCGCAGACGCCAUCGCAGACCCCAUCGCAGACUCCAUCGCAGACUCCAUCGCAGACUCCAUCGCAGACUCCAUCGCAGACGCCAUCGCAGACUCCAUAGCAGACUCCAUCGCAGACUCCAUAGCAGACUCCAUCGCAGACUCCAUCGCAGACUCCAUCGCAGACUCCAUCGCAGACGCCAUCGCAGACUCCAUCGCAGACUCCAUCGCAGACUCCAUCGCAGACUCCAUCGCAGACUCCAUCGCAGACUCCAUCGCAGACUCCAUCGCAGACGCCAUCGCAGAUGCCAUCGCAGACGCCAUCGCAGACUCCAUCGCAGACGCCAUCGCAGACGCCAUCGCAGACGCCAUCGCAGACGCCAUCGCAGACUCCAUCGCAGACUCCAUCGCAGACUCCAUCGCAGACUCCAUCGCAGACUCCAUCGCAGACUCCAUCGCAGACUCCAUCGCAGACGCCAUCGCAGACUCCAUAGUAGACUCCAUCGCAGACUCCAUCGCAGACUCCAUCGCAGACUCCAUCGCAGACUCCAUCGCAGACUCCAUCGCAGACGCCAUCGCAGACUCCAUCGCAGACUCCAUCGCAGACUCCAUCGCAGACUCCAUCGCAGACUCCAUCGCAGACUCCAUCGCAGACUCCAUCGCAGACUCCAUCGCAGACUCCAUCGCACACUCCAUCGCAGACUCCAUCGCAGACUCCAUCGCAGACGCCAUCGCAGACGCCAUCGCAGACGCCAUCGCAGAUGCCAUCGCAGACGCCAUCGCAGACGCCAUCGCAGACGCCAUCGCAGACUCCAUCGCAGACUCCAUAGCAGACGCCAUCGCAGACGCCAUCGCAGACGCCAUCGCAGACUCCAUCGCAGACGCCAUCGCAGACGCCAUCGCAGACGCCAUCGCAGACGCCAUCGCAGACGCCAUCGCAGACUCCGUGUUUUGUUACUGCAUUGGGAAGAGCGUGUACAUAACAAUCUCAUACUUCAGAGGCGUGCAGUGUUUGGUAAUAGUUCCAGAUUCUGCAGCUGUCUCCGACUUCACAACAUGUUCAAGCAUGGCCUCAAUUACAAGUGCAGCAGCAGGGGAACGACCGGCAGCAGAGGAAGAACCAGCAGCAGAGGACGGUCCAGGAGCCGAGAACGGUCCAGAGGCCGAGAACGGUCCAGGAGCCGAGGACGGUCCAGGAGCCGAGAACGGUCCAGAGGCCGAGGACGCGCUGAGCCCGCGGGAUCUGCCGACGCGCCGCUCGGCUCGGCUCUAG